UAAAUGCCAUUCAGAGACGAGAUCAUACAUCGUCAGACAGUCAGGGGCCAUGUUGUUUGCUGGCUAGGUAGUUGCGACGCGUUAGCUAGCUAACUUUAAACGUUAGUCAAGCGAAGAGCUUGCUAACCUGAUAAUUUGUAGUGGUUAUUCGAUAUCAUGAAACUAGCCAAUUCACACAUGGUUGUAACCUGUAAUUUGCUAUUGAGACAGGAUGGCAGCAGACUGGUUGGGUAGUCAGGUGUCAAUAAACUGUGGAGAAACUCUAGGCGUGUAUCAAGGAGAAGUGUCAUCGGUGGACCAGUCCAGCCAGACCAUUUCUCUCCGGCAGCCAUUCCACAAUGGAGUCAAGUGCCCUGUCCCAGAGGUUACGUUCAGUGCCAUGGACAUCAAGGAGCUCAAGCUCUUGCACAUAGUAAGUAGCAAAGAUGGUAUGGGUCUGAAGAGCAGUGCUCCAGUUGCAGUCCCUCGCCAAGGAGACUACAACACCUCAGAGACGUUGGCGUCACCUCAGCAGCAGUGCUCUAAAAGCUUUGGAGACAAACACUUGGAGGUGCCAGGCCAGCCCAAGGCCUUCAGACGGAGACACAACUCCUGGUCGUCCAGUAGUCGAGGCGCCAACCAGGUCACCCCCAAGAAGAAUGGAGUGAAGAAUGGAGGGGUGGGCCAGAGACAACACAGGGAUGACGAGUGUUUCGGGGACGAUGUGGAUGAUAGGCUGGACAUGGACUUUGACUUUGAGGGCAACCUGGCACUGUUCGACAAAGCCGCUGUGUUCUCGCAGAUCAACGGGUCGGAUCGGCGCGGCAACGGGGCCCGGUCGCGUGGUACGCCGCAGGACCACACAACGUUGCAGUACCGCCACGAUGAGAACAUUCUACAGGCCCGGCCAGUGGUGUACCGGCAGAUAGCAGUCCCUCAGCCCGGACCUCAGGAGUACUGCACUGAUUCGGGUCUGGUAGUGCCCAGCAUUUCCUACGAGCUGCGCACACGCCUGUUGUCUGUGGCUGAGCGUCAUGGCCUGUCACUGGAGAGGAGGCUGGAGAUGACUGGUGUCUGUGCCAGUCAGAUGGCUCUAACUCUAUUGGGCGGACCCAACAGACUGACUCCUAAGAAUGUCCACCAGCGUCCUACAGUAGCGGUCCUCUGUGGGCCCCACGUCCAGGGGGCCCAGGGCAUCAGCUGUGGUCGUCACCUGGCCAACCACGAGGUGGAGGUCAUCCUCUUUCUUCCAAACUUUGUCAAGAUGCUGGACGCUGUCGCCGGCGAGCUCACCCUCUACGGCAAGACUGAGGGCAAACACGUGUCCAGCAUUAAAGAGCUGCCUGACAGCCCUGUUGACCUGAUCAUCAACUGCCUGGACUGUCACGAGAACACGUUCCUGAUGGACCAGCCAUGGUACCGGGCGGCUGCUGACUGGGCCAACCAGAACCGGGCUCCGGUGCUCAGCCUGGACCCUCCGGUCGGCGGGCAGGGCCAAGCCGUGGAGGCCAAAUGGACCUUAUCCCUCGCCCUGCCGCUGCCACUGACGGAGGGGGCUGGCCGGGUCUAUCUGUGUGACAUCGGUGUUCCGCGACAGGUGUUCCAGGAAGUGGGGAUCGAGUAUCAUUCGCCGUUCGGGUGCAAGUUUGUGGUGCCUUUGCACUCUGCAUAACCAGGCUGUUAUUCACCAAACUGUGAAGGAAACUAAAACAGGAAGAAGGGACUUUCUGAACAACACUUUGCAUUUGUUUAUUUUAUUUUUUAAACAUUCUGCCCAAAUGAAUAUUUCCUUUAUACUGCCACGGUGUUGGACCCUCGGAUUGAAAGAAAAACUGUCCAAAAUAAAUGGGAGUUUAACGCAGUAUCUGAACCUGCUCAUUGAGAAGAGCCUGUCAGAGUAAUCACAUGGACACAAUUCAGAUUGCACCGGAGCAAGCCUUAUUCUCCAGCAUGAAUCUGUUUUUUUUCUCUAAUGCGGUUGCACAAUGUAUUUCGAAAGACAUUCAAUUGUCUCCAGUGUGUAACAGCACCUCUCCUGGACUGAGACGUGGGGCGACUUGUCCGAGGCCAUGGCCGUAGUAGGUCCCAAAAGACGGACAGUCUCUCGGGGGUUGUUGGGCCCAAAAACAAAGAGCCACACUGAGUGGUAUAACAUUUCUGACUCAAUGAGACCAACUCCAGUCUUGGUCCGCUGAUUGGGCUUAACAUUGUACGGGGUUGUCCCAGGGGAAUGCAUUUGCAGUGCUGAAGACGGAGAAGGUGGAUUUUGAUGCAGACCUGUUAACAUCAACCUGACAAGACAGGAGGGGAACGUUCGGUGAACAGAGAAGUCUACCAGCCUGCAUCAAAUCCGCCUCUCACUUUCCCUCUUUGACUUUGGAGCAGUUGUCGUCUCUUCAUGUCUGCUGUUUUUGUCUUAUGUCUGUUCAGUGUUUAGGAUGUUAAACGCUGUUGCCGAGACGUUUGAUUUAGUAGAAUGUCAUGGUAUGCCAUGUUGGCAUGAUGUCACAUUAUGAUGAUACCACAUUAUGAUGAUGUCACAAUGGCUGAUGAAAGGGUGACUCAGUUCACUCUGUCUCUGAUGUCAUAGUAGUUACUGCAGGAUGUACGCCAAAUUCCAAUACCAGUUUAAAUAUCCUAAUUGGUAAGCAUGCUGGCUGGAACAGUGGGGUGUUAGGUCCUACAAUAUUGUUAAUAAACAAAAGUGUAGUCACGGACACCAAUGCUAGUCCAUUGUCACAGUGUUAUUAAGAAGUAUGUCUGUGAGACCACCAACUGCGGGGAAUUCAUAGGCACAGAUUCAACAACUUCAUGUUCCCGCUUGUGUGAGGUUGUGAAUAAACAAUCAUUCAAGAUGUUA
This is a messenger RNA of Esox lucius (northern pike), 2839 nucleotides long. RefSeq names its product enhancer of mRNA decapping 3 homolog (S. cerevisiae) (gene edc3). Gene Ontology annotation, molecular function: mRNA binding. The transcript has 7 exons. The record is from RefSeq and is a predicted model, not a curated record. The coding region runs from base 212 to 1651 and encodes 479 amino acids. Gene Ontology annotation, biological process: P-body assembly; deadenylation-independent decapping of nuclear-transcribed mRNA. NCBI's taxonomy places the organism in Eukaryota, Metazoa, Chordata, Actinopteri, Esociformes, Esocidae. Gene Ontology annotation, cellular component: P-body.